Coregonus clupeaformis (lake whitefish) is the source of this 1875-nucleotide messenger RNA. RefSeq names its product 5'-3' exonuclease PLD3-like. Gene Ontology annotation, molecular function: catalytic activity. The transcript is spliced from 12 exons. Lineage: Eukaryota; Metazoa; Chordata; Actinopteri; Salmoniformes; Salmonidae. The coding region runs from base 328 to 1785 and encodes 485 amino acids. The record is from RefSeq and is a predicted model, not a curated record.
CCUCAUAUAUGACGUUGGGUUGGAUUCUCAUUGGUUGUUUAGGCUUGGUCACAUGACCACACGCUCGAGAAGGCGUAGCCUAUUUGGAACGUAUUUGAUCUGGUAGUUUCUCAUUCUGGCAAUUGUAUUUUGUUUAUCCACAUGUAGUUGUUAAAAACAGUAGCCUAAUGUAACCGGUAAAUAACAUUAACGAUCAUUUACAUUAGGCAAUUUACUCCAUGAAAGAUUUCACACGGACUGUCCGCAUGAUUUCAGAGCCUUUUCUGAGCUGCAUUUUCUGAUCAGAAUCCUGAACAACUUUGUCAAAAGAGACAAUACUCUGUAACAAUGAUUUCUGAUAUUCCCUACGAGAAGAUGUGUGAUGUGGAGUCGAGGAGAGAAGAGUCCCGCAGGAAAGCACAGAUGUAUUAUAGGUGUCUGCUGGGUCUCACUGGGGUGGCCACCCUGCUAUUGGCUGCCCUGUUCCUCCAAACCCUGCUGCUUCCCGUGGUUAACUCCUCCCCAAACAAGCCCGGCUUCAAGCUCCCACUUCCUCUCACUGACACCUGCACCGACCCCUGCAAAAUCGUUCUAUUGGAGAGCAUCCCAGAGGGGUUAGAGUUCAACUCUAGUGUCACCAACCCAUCCAUCUACCAGGCUUGGCUGAACCUGAUUAGUGAGGCUCGCAGUAGCGUGGACAUCGCGUCUUUCUAUUGGACGCUCACCAACAAAGACACAGGCUCUCACGAGCCAACAGCGAAUCAGGGUGAGGAUGUCCUGAAUAGGCUAGCUCAGGUGUCGGGAAAGCUCUCUGUCCGCAUCGCUGUAAAUACACCAACAAAGUCCCAACCUCAGGAAGACAUCAAUCUCUUGAAAAGUUCUGGUGCUGAUGUAAGAGCCGUGAACAUGCGGGAUUUGACCACUGGAGUACUUCACACCAAGUUCUGGGUGGUGGACAACAAGCACAUCUAUAUUGGCAGUGCCAACAUGGACUGGAGGUCCCUUACCCAGGUGAAGGAGCUGGGGGCUGUGGUGUACAACUGCAGCUGCUUGGCUGCAGACCUGGGGAAGAUCUUCGAGGCCUACUGGUAUCUUGGGCAAAAAGACACACCCAUCCCGUCCCCUUGGCCCAGCAGUUUCAACACUCCUUACAAUAAGGACACGCCCCUGCAGCUGCCACUUAAUGGCACAGCCUCCAGCGUGUAUCUGUCGAGCUCUCCACCAUCUUUCUGUGCUGCCGGGAGGACCGGAGACCUGCAGUCUAUUCUCAGUGUGAUGGAGGACGCACGGGAGUUUGUCUACAUCGCUGUCAUGAACUAUCUGCCCACCAUGGAGUUUUCACAACCCAAAAGGUACUGGGCAGAAAUUGACACUCAGAUCAGACGCGUGGCAUACGAGAAGCGGGUGAAGGUGCGCCUGCUCAUCAGCUGUUGGGCGAGCUCUUCGCCUGUCAUGAUCCCCUUCCUGAAAGCCUUGGAUUCAAUGCAGGAACCCAAGGCCAAGCUGGAUGUCCAGGUGAAACUCUUUGUUGUGCCAGCCAAUCCCAAGCAGAAAGAAAUCCCCUUUGCCAGAGUCAACCAUAACAAGUACAUGGUGACAGACAAGGUUGCCUACAUAGGUACCUCUAACUGGUCUGGAGACUAUUUUGUGAACACUGCUGGAUCGGCUUUGGUGGUGAACCAAACGGCUGCCCAGUCAGCGGAGCCUACGGUCCAGGCACAACUACAGGCCGUGUUCGAAAGGGACUGGGACUCCGCCUACAGCACCCCAAUCCUCCAGCACACCGACCUCAAAAUGGUGUGUUAGAUACAAUACUACACUCUAGACCAGUGGUUCCCAACUCCAGUCCUCGACUACCCCCAAUAGCACACAUUUUUGUUGUUGACCCGGGCAAAA